Messenger RNA from Pseudocercospora fijiensis CIRAD86, 1404 nucleotides. RefSeq lists its product as uncharacterized. The transcript has 11 exons. NCBI's taxonomy places the organism in Eukaryota, Fungi, Ascomycota, Dothideomycetes, Mycosphaerellales, Mycosphaerellaceae. The record is from RefSeq and is a predicted model, not a curated record. Bases 1 to 1404 code for a protein of 467 amino acids.
AUGCGGAAGCAAAUCAUGACCAGUACCCAGAUUGUUGGGCACUCGAUGGCAUUGACGAAAGCGUCCUGGUUUGGCAAGCAGAUCGCAUCCUACCGGUACACCAGCGGUAUUGAGGCUCGAGUUGUCCCCAUCUCAGUGCCAUGGGCAUCUGUAGCUCAUUCCACUCCAACCAGAGACUCCGCGUUGCUCACGCCAGCGGUUAGUCGCCGCGGAACCUACGCUGUUGGCAGCAAUACGAACCAGGAGAACUGGAGAACAUCCAACAUUUCAGUCCACCCGGAGCUGCCCGAGGGCGGUUCGACCGAAGAUCUGUUGUGGAAGUUGAAUGCUCGGCGAAUCUUCCAGAACAUCAGCCAGCAUGGUCCAAAGAAGCUGCGUGCCUUGUAUCAUGUGGGUCGGGCUCUUAGCUUCGUCUUUUUGGCAGUCCAGGAGCUCCAGCGCUCGGAAAAUGAACGACGAUACGAUCGACGAAUGAGACAGCACGGAUGGUACGGCCCUCUGGAUGCUGCAAUCGACGGGGAUGGGGUGGAAGUGGUGGAUUUCAAUGGUUCACGACAGGGCGAAGGCGUGGGCGAAGGCCAUAACCCUGCGAUGAUGAGUCCUGAUGUGACAGUCCCUGUGAUAAUAAGCGGCGCUCUACCAGAGCCUCAGCCAUAUUCUAUGAACUCUCAGAACACGCUCCCUCCUUCUCCCUCACCUUUGCUUUCUUUCCAAGCGACAUCAACACCUCGCCACGCUGCCGAGUUCGCUCUCUACGAGGAGAUGGAAGAUGCCUUGGGCUUCCAGAAACAAGAUGAAGAAGUGUUCGCACUGGCGGCUCCGCAGGAGCAGCAGCAGCAGCAGGCCCAUGAAUUUCCGGACUCGGAGGAGGCUUCGGUCAUUCAACUUCAUUGUCCCGACCGUAUAUUGUCACUAUGCAGUAUGAACACCGACACCACGGCAUCCGCGCCAUCGCCGUCAUCUUCACCAUCGCCAUCACCUGUUCAUUAUACUACCCUCCCACUAACCCCAAAUUCAGCCGGCUGUCUGCGUGCCUACCACCGUCGGGUGAUGAUCGCCCACAAUAUGCAGAAAGCAGCAGCAGCACCACAACCACCACCAUCACCGCCACCUCGCUCGCCAUCGCCGCGUCUGCCUUGCGUGGGCAAUAUGGUAAGUCGCAGGAGAAAUGGGAGUGUUCGUGAAGAACAUAUCAGAUUCAUGACUUGCAUGCUGGCCGGAUCUUGGAGACAGAUGCUGGUACGCCGAGGCCAGGAAGUCGUUGUGUGCAGGGUAAACACUGCCCAUGGCCAGGAGAAAUUCGAUAGAAGCGCCAAGUUAGAAGCAGUUGAGAUUCGGAAGCUACCGACUCCCGCCAAGAAAUGCCCCUACGACGGAGCUCUAUACACACCAGAUUGUCAAUGA